Punctularia strigosozonata HHB-11173 SS5 is the source of this 2831-nucleotide messenger RNA. RefSeq names its product Metallo-dependent hydrolase. The coding region runs from base 1 to 1491 and encodes 496 amino acids. The record is from RefSeq and is a predicted model, not a curated record. NCBI's taxonomy places the organism in Eukaryota, Fungi, Basidiomycota, Agaricomycetes, Corticiales, Punctulariaceae. The transcript is spliced from 10 exons. Gene Ontology annotation, biological process: N-acetylglucosamine catabolic process. Gene Ontology annotation, molecular function: N-acetylglucosamine-6-phosphate deacetylase activity.
AUGUCCUCGCCAAACGGUCUGAUUUGCUUCACCAACUGCCUCCUCGCGCUCGAGGAUGGCACACUCGCCGAGAAAGAUCUCUGGAUCGAUGAGCGGCGCGGCGUGAUCCUGGAUGCACAUCGAACAUUCUUUCAGAGGAAGGAACGACCGGACAAGAUCAUUGACUUGGGCGGCAACGUGUUGAGUCCAGGCUUGAUUGAUAUCCAAAUCAACGGCGCUUAUGGCUUCGACUUUUCCGUUUACGAUGGCGAUGAUGAAUCGUACCUCACCGGGCUCCGCAAAGUUGCGAAGAGCAUCGUCGAGACGGGCGUGACAUCACUUGUCCCGACAAUCAUCACCCAAGAGAAGUCUCUCUACCCGAAGCUUCUGCACCUUCUGCGACCUCUGUCGUCCCCUGGCUCCGCCACCCUCCUCGGAUGGCAUGCAGAAGGUCCAUUCCUGCAGAUGGCAAAGCGUGGCGCGCAUACACCUUCACUCAUUCAGCCCGCAAAGGGCGGCUUCCGUUCCUUCGAGGAGAUAUACGGUCCGGAGAACCUUGCGGACAGCGAAGACUGGUUGAUGAGCGGCGAACAUGAUGGACUCGGUGUCCGUAUCAUCACUGCAGCCCCGGAGAUCGAGGGAGUGAUGGAGAGCAUCGAUGAGCUGGGUGGCAGAGGCGUCGUGUUCUCUAUUGGGCACAGUAUCGCGACUACCGAUAUCGCAACAGCUGCCGUCUACCAUGGUGCACGCCUCAUUACCCACUUAUUCAACGCCAUGCCCCAGCUGCACCACCGUGACCCUUCCAUCAUCGGUCUCCUCGGAUCAUCGCCAUUCCUCUCGUCCAAGUUCUCCGUCCAUCCUCCCCCCUUCCCCAGUUCCUCUCGGUUACCUUCGAAGCCCACCUCGCCGGAUCUCAAGGCAGAAGCUUUGAACGAACUGGAGACGCCGCCGCAAACACCUUUGCUUGCUGCGAGCCCAAAAAACGCGCCGCCGCCGCUCGCCCUCGAGCCAAGUAAAGAAGGAGGAAAGCCGAAGAAGGAGAAGAUUCCUUUCGCGAGGCCGUUCUAUGAGUUGAUUGUCGACGGCGUGCAUUCCCACCCCAACUCCGUGCGAUUGGCCUACUCUUCGUACCCCGAAGGAUGCAUCCUGAUCACGGACGCCAUGAAGAUCCUUGACCCGCACCUCCAUGACGGCGUACACGAAUGGCGCGACGGCCAGCGUUUCGUCAAGCAGGGGUACAAGCUCUUCCUCGAGGGCACGGACACGCUCGCCGGCAGUGUGGUCACCCUCGACGUGUGCGUGCGCAACUUCUCCAAGUUUACCGGGUGCUCGCUCGGUGAGGCGCUCAAGUGCGCGACGUACAACCCUGCCAAGUGCCUCGGCAUCGAAAACAAGAAGGGCACGUUACGCCCAGGCGCGGAUGCCGACUUCGCCGUCAUGGACCGGUUCGGGAAUGUCCUUUCGACUUGGGUCAAGGGAAAACAGGCGUGGGCUAAGUCGACGAUUGCAUAAGCACCUCUGAGAUCUUAUACCUGCAUCGCAUGAAGGGACGACAUGGAUCACCAUCUAUAUGUUGUGUUAUAGAUAUUCUAUCGAAGACACGAACCUGUACAACGGACAGUGAAUCAAUACCAUUCACUCAUGAGCCGGAUUGUGGCGCUUCGUAGAGAGAAAUGUGUACGCAUAGUUAACUGUCCGCAAAAUAAGUCAUCCCAAAGUUAUCUACGAGGUUUAGUAAUACAUCAUGCAAUUAUUGCGGGUGUGCCAUUCCAUCGUAGAACGGGUCGCAUAAGCAUUCAUAUUGAUCGGUAAUGCGUCGCGCCUGGAUCCGUCGUCGGUAUAGGAUCAUAGAUCGGUUACUGUGAUGGUGCACCUGAGGACGUCGACGGGCUGGCGGUUUUGUCGGUACCGAAUAAACCCGAAGCCCGCAUGACCUCCGUCGCGGCGUCCUUGACCUUCUGCACCGUGCCCUCUUCUUUAGAGCCCGCAUUCCGAUCGGUUCCCGCCGAGGCAAUGCUCGACGUCGAGGCAGAGAUGGACAUGCCAUCCCCGUCUUGGUACAAGCCAUGCUGUUCAAUGUACUCCACCACGGGUCCGGGGAUAAGGUAGCGAACGCUUAGGCCGCGCCUCAAGAACAGGCGAACCUUGGUUGACGAGACGUCGUUUUGGAUAAGCUGGGAGAUGAGAUGGAUAUUGUUCCGCCAUUUUGCGAGAUGCUCAAUGGCCUGAUCCAUGUCGUUCCCGGCACGCUCCACGAUGAACGUGCCGUACCGUCCCAAUAUAUGGUCCAGCUAACGGACAGCAUCAAGAAUAAGGCUUCCGUUUAGCAGGGGGUUACGCAUUCACGGAAAGAAUGGGCCGCACAUCUGCUUCGGACCAUACGCCAGGCUCGGACAUGGUCGCGAUGAGGUCGCUGCCCGCGAGCAGCAUGACCCGCACCGGGCGGUGUUCGCCUGAGGCUGUCUGCGCGCCUCCGAGAACGGUGUUGAUCUCGUGAUCGAAGUGGUCGAGCACGACGGCCGUUCGUUGGUACGAUUGAAAGGCUUCCCAAGGGUCAACCAUGAGCCAGUUCGAGGUCUGCUCCGUCGCCAGUUCGCACAUGGUCACCCGGUGAUGGGCAGAGAGGAGACCAGGCUUCUUGUACAUGUCACUGACGGGCGAGAGGUAGCCGCCGAGGAUUUCAAAGUCUGUGUUCUGCCGGACGUAGUCCACGGCCAUCUCGAACAUGCGCAGAUGCAGGUACGUGACCGGGCUGAACGAUCCGCAUGCUACGAGCACUAUAGGCUGUUUUCGGUCAUCUCGAAGCACGCGGCGGAGGCGGUGAUGUGGGAAGGUGUAGUUUGGGGGGUAGU